CCCAAACUUAGAGAAGCGCACUCACGAGCAACGAAAAGAAAAGCGGCAGAAACAAGAGAGUAGUUGCGGAGCAGUUGAGUUGAGAUAUAUAUAUCAAAUCCACCAUGGUGGAAUUGGUAUGUAGCGUCCUUCUUGCUCGAUCACUACCAGUCAGAUAUAUCGAUCACGGGCUAGCUAUAUCACCAAAUCAAUUAACUCGAUCACGCAUCUUCACCUCGGUCUCCGUCCCCAUCAGCCCACCCAAUAUGCCGACGAGGGCCUGGCGGCCGGUGGCGGCGGCCAAGUGCUGCACGGCGGACGAGCAAGUGGCGGUGGGCAAUCUGAGCCGGUGCCGGCCCACGCGGGUGGAUUUCUUCUCGAGGAAGGUGGCGGAGUUGACGGCGUUCCGGCGGCUGCAGGAGACGAGCAAGGAAGAGGAGGAGGCCGCCGUGGCGUCGGUGGGGGCGGGGCUGUACGCCUUCCACCUCACCGAGCUGCGGGCCAUCACCCACGACUUCUCCAGCCACUUCUUGCUGGGGGAGGGGGGAUUCGGGACGGUGCACAAGGGCUUCGUGGAUGACAAGAUGCGGCCGGGCCUCAAAGCGCAGCCUGUCGCCGUCAAGCUGUUGGACGUCGGCGGACUUCAGGGACACCGGGAGUGGCUGCAGGCGGAGGUCAUAUUUUUGGGACAAUUCCGGCAUCCGCAUCUGGUGAAACUGAUCGGCUACUGCUGCGAGGACGAGGAGCGUCUCCUUGUCUACGAGUUCAUGCCUCGCGGCAGCCUUGAGAACCAUCUCUUCCACAGAAUUUCGAUAUCGCUGUCGUGGGGAACGAGGUUAAAGAUCGCGAUCGGAGCGGCCAAGGGCCUGGCCUUCCUCCACGGCGCCGACAAGCCCGUCAUUUACCGCGAUUUCAAGACCUCAAACAUCCUCCUCGGCCAUGAUUUUACUGCGAAACUGUCCGACUUUGGACUGGCAAAGAUGGGCCCGGAAGGCGAGGAGACGCAUGUCACCACCAGGGUGAUGGGCACCCAUGGUUACGCGGCCCCCGAAUACGUCAUGACAGGCCACUUGACGACCAAGAGCGACGUGUACAGCUACGGCGUGGUCCUCCUGGAGCUGCUCACCGGCCGGCGGUCCGUCGACAAGUCCAGACCCAAAGCAGAGGAGAAAUUGGUGGACUGGGUUAGGCCAUAUUUGGCCAGCAGCCGGCGUCUGCGCUGCGUCAUGGACCCCAAGCUCGCCGGUCAUUACUCUCUCAAGGCCUCUCGGGAGGUGGCCGUGCUGGCAGCGCAGUGCAUCAGCCCAAGUCCUAAGGAUCGGCCACGGAUGGCCGCCGUCGUGCAGGUUCUGGAAGGCCUGGAGCAUCUCAAGGACAUGGCGGUCAGCUCAGGAGCGUAUCAUCCUCCCACCGCCGCCGGAGGCGGCACCAUAGCUCGCCGGUGUGGUGUUUCGGUCGGCUUAGCCAAGGUGGAGAAUAGAAAAAAGCUUGCUUGAAUAAUUACUCUUUAUAAUAUGUGCAUAGUCAGCUCAUGAUCUGCAAUUGUUGGUCCAUUGGAACAACUCUUUUAAUUGGGUACUACCUAAAUUCAAAUAGUCAACCAUGAGAUCUUCGA
Molecule: messenger RNA, 1594 nt
Organism: Zingiber officinale
Lineage: Eukaryota; Viridiplantae; Streptophyta; Magnoliopsida; Zingiberales; Zingiberaceae
Product: probable serine/threonine-protein kinase PBL15
Exons: 6
Coding region: 105-1475 (456 amino acids)
Biological process (GO): protein phosphorylation
Molecular function (GO): ATP binding; protein kinase activity
Source: RefSeq, a predicted model, not a curated record